GGAAUCGGGAGUUUCUGGAUUCUUUAUCCGGUAUUUUAAGGACUGCCGCAGGGUUGUCGCUUCUGCAGUGUUCGGGAGCGGCUGGGGCGGUAGAGUCGGCGGCUGCGGUGGCGUGGAGACAAAGAAAGCCUGAAUUUUGUGAAAAACCAAAGAGAAACCGAGAGUAGAAAAGGUCUUUAAUUUGCAUAAUAUUUCCUUCAUGGAUACUUUUUCAUAGCACUGUUGUGUGAUGUGAGAAGUAUUUUUUUUUUCUUUUUGAAGUAACAUGGAUUUUAUACUACAAAAUCAAGAGAAUUGGCUUUAUAGGAAAAUUUGAUUUAUAAAAAGUAGUGUAGGUAUUUUAUAGAUAACCAUGACAACAUCCCAUAUGAAUGGGCAUGUUACAGAGGAAUCAGACAGCGAAGUAAAAAAUGUUGAUCUUGCAUCACCAGAGGAACAUCAGAAGCACCGAGAGAUGGCUGUUGACUGCCCGGGAGAUUUGGGCACCAGGAUGAUGCCUGUACGUCGAAGUACACAGUUGGAGCGUAUUCGGCAACAGCAGGAAGACAUGAGGCGUAGGCGAGAGGAAGAAGGGAAAAAACAAGAACUUGACCUUAAUUCUUCUAUGAGACUUAAGAAACUAGCCCAGAUUCCUCCAAAGACUGGAAUAGACAACCCUAUAUUUGAUACAGAAGAAGGAAUUGUCUUAGAAAGUCCUCAUUAUGCUGUGAAAAUAUUAGAAGUGGAAGACUUGUUUUCUUCACUUAAACAUAUCCAACAUACUUUGGUAGAUUCUCAGAGCCAGGAGGAUAUUUCACUACUUUUACAACUUGUACAAAAUAAAGAUUUCCAGAAUGCCUUUAAGAUACAUAAUGCUGUCACAGUACACAUGAACAAGGCCAGUCCUCCAUUUCCUCUUAUCUCCAGUGCACAGGAUCUUGCACAAGAGGUACAGACUGUUUUGAAGCCAAUUCAUCAGAAGGAAGGACAAGAAUUAACUGCUUUGCUAAAUGCCCCACAUAUUCAGGCACUUCUAUUGGCCCAUGAUAAGGUUGCUGAGCAGGAAAUGCAACUAGAGCCCAUUACAGAUGAGAGAGUUUAUGAAAGCAUUGGCCAGUAUGCAGGAGAAACUGUAAAAAUAGUUCGUAUAGAAAAGGCUCGUGAUAUUCCAUUGGGUGCUACAGUUCGUAAUGAAAUGGAUUCUGUCAUCAUUAGUCGGAUAGUGAAAGGAGGUGCUGCAGAGAAAAGUGGUCUGUUACAUGAAGGAGAUGAAGUUCUGGAGAUAAAUGGCAUUGAAAUUCGGGGAAAAGACGUCAAUGAGGUUUUUGACUUGUUGUCUGAUAUGCAUGGUACUUUGACAUUUGUUCUGAUUCCCAGUCAACAGAUCAAGCCACCUCCUGCCAAAGAAACUGUGAUCCAUGUUAAAGCUCAUUUUGACUAUGACCCCUCAGAUGACCCAUACGUUCCAUGUCGAGAGUUAGGUCUGUCUUUUCAAAAGGGGGAUAUACUUCAUGUGAUUAGCCAAGAAGAUCCAAAUUGGUGGCAAGCCUACAGAGAAGGGGAUGAAGAUAAUCAGCCUCUAGCUGGGCUGGUUCCAGGGAAAAGCUUUCAGCAGCAAAGGGAAGCCAUGAAACAAACCAUAGAAGAAGAUAAGGAGCCAGAAAAAUCAGGAAAACUAUGGUGUGCAAAGAAGAAUAAAAAGAAGAGGAAAAAGGUUUUAUAUAAUGCCAAUAAAAAUGAUGAUUAUGACAAUGAGGAGAUCUUAACUUAUGAGGAAAUGUCACUUUAUCAUCAACCAGCAAAUAGGAAAAGACCCAUCAUCUUGAUUGGUCCACAGAACUGUGGCCAGAAUGAGUUGCGUCAGAGGCUCAUGAACAAAGAAAAAGACCGCUUUGCAUCUGCAGUUCCUCAUACAACUCGGAGUAGGAGAGACCAUGAAGUAGCUGGUAGAGACUACCAUUUUGUUUCACGGCAAGCAUUCGAGGCAGAUGUAGCAUCUGGAAAGUUCAUUGAGCAUGGUGAAUUUGAGAAAAAUUUAUAUGGAACCAGCAUAGAUUCUGUACGGCAGGUGGUCAACUCUGGCAAAAUAUGUCUUUUAAGUCUUCGAACACAGUCAUUGAAGACCCUACGGAAUUCAGACUUGAAACCAUAUAUUAUCUUCAUUGCACCCCCUUCCCAAGAAAGACUUCGGGCAUUAUUGGCCAAAGAGGGCAAGAAUCCAAAGCCUGAAGAGUUGAGAGAAAUCAUUGAGAAGACUAGAGAGAUGGAGCAGAACAGUGGCCACUACUUUGACACAGCAAUUGUGAAUUCAGAUCUUGAUAAAGCCUAUCAGGAGUUGCUUAGAUUAAUUAAUAAACUUGAUACUGAACCUCAGUGGGUUCCAUCCACUUGGUUGAGGUGAAGGAAAAAUCCACUUAAAGGCAAGACUGGACUUACCUGGCAAAUUGCCAAUAGGAAGAUAGCCCUGAUACAUCAAGAAAAUUCUUGAGUCAAGGUGGCAGGCAGUAUAUAAGCUGUAGACCAGUUCUUAGAUAUCAUAAAUUAGAAGAAAGUCCCUUUAGGCAAUUUGUGCACAGCAUUCUUUAUGCAUGGCUUUUGGGGGUCUUGCCGCAUUUGGGGAUUCCUAAAUGGAACCUUUUAACAGAGCAGUUCCAUUUUAUCCAUGUAAUAAUCAUUUAAUUCUGCUUUCACCUAAAUCUUUUUUUACCUAGUCAUAUUUCCAUUAAAAACUUGUGUGUAUGUACAUAACGGUCCAUAUCUCACAUGGUUAUAAAUAUUCACGUUACUUAAAUGACUUCAUGGGAGCCUUUGGGGGACUUUUUGCUCUUCUAUGCACUGUACAAGAUAGUAUUUCCUUAGGAGAUUGGUUUAGUCAUUAGAAAUACUUUUCUAAAAAGAAAAGACAAAGCAAAACGGUGCCACUUUGGUCUGAAGCUGCUUAUCUGUAUGCCUUUAAAUUCUAAAAAAAACAUUCCAGUAGAAGCACGAGUUUUUCACCUCAUUGUGGAUCGGACUUCAUUGCAUACUUAGCAGACUGAUUUAGUGAAAGGUAUUACAGCAUGUGCUGAUGUUCUUUAAGAUGUAAUGAUUUUCUGAACUCUGUUUUUCUUAAAUUGUCUCAACUGAUUUGAUGACCUCUCUUCCUUUCUCUGAUAUUAGUACAAUAGAAUAUAUAAGUUAACCUUUUUAUGAAUGGUGGACAUCAGAUAAACUGUUAACUGUAUUUCCUCAUGAUGCAAAGUUUUUUUUUUUUUUAUGCAUGGGAGGAUAAAGCACAUUUGACAGUUUCUGCAUUUUUAUAUAUGAGCAUAGUAUAAUCCUGUGACUGUGCUAUAUAUAGCUAAUAAACUGGAACUCUGUUGAUGACUAUAGCUGCUGUACUGUAUACUAAUGUUUAACAGAUGGAUAAAUGAUCAUUGAUAACAUUUGCUCAGCAUUGGAAUAAAAUUAUAUAUAUCCUAGGGAAAUACUAUGACAUUGGACUUGGAGAUCAGAAUGAAAACCUGACAGUCCUUUGAACAUUUUAGGAAAAAAAUACUGGAAGAAGAAAAAGAGUUAAGCAUGUAGAAACAGGUUUUUUUCUUAACAAGUUCUUCUUCUUGUGAUCAGAACAUCACAGAUUGCUAAAUCAUAAAUGUUUAAACUAAUGGGAUUUUUAUACUGACUCCAUAGCUGUAGCUAAAAAUGCACCUUCUGAAAUUGGCUUGGAAAUUUAGUCUUUUCAAGCCUUUAGGGAGUGUAACAAACAACCUCAAAUGUGAAUGUCUUGGUUUUCUUUUUAUGAUGACUUUAUCUACAGCAUUUCCUGUUUCCAAAGCAAAACACUGGAAUAAUACUUACUUGUCUUUUAAUUUAACAUAAGCAUUUGUUUUAAUGAGUAAUUUUUUCUCAGUGUCAUGUAUAUAUUUGAUUUUUCUCUUCUAUGUUAAUUUUAUUUGAACAAACGUGCACAGUUUAUACGUUGUCUUUUUCUGUUCAAGUUUGCAUGGCUACUAAGUUGGCUGGGGAGUGUCUCUUGUGUAAAAUAUUUUCAACAUAAUAUUCCUUGGGAAGCAAGUAACAUUCCUGGGUUUUAAGGGAAGGAAUGCUAUACAUAGUAUCCCUUCAUCUGUAACACUCCAGCUUAUAGCAACCAAAUGCAAAUGUCACACUGAUUUUCAGCAUUGAAAGCCAGGGAAUGUACUUAGCACUUACUAACUCCUCAGUUUUCCAGUUUACUUUAUCCUUGGGAAUGAAAGGUAGUCUUAUCAUAGAUGAUAGAGUUUUGUGAUUUGCUUAUCUUAACUGGACAACUAUUUUUAACCCUAACAGACACCUAAAAUGUUGAUAGUUCAUAGAAAUUAGAAUAUAGUUUUAUGUAGUGUCAGUGAUGGACUGUUGUGCGAGGCCCUGACUUAGCCUGAAGACAGUAGGGGCCACAGUGCUGUACCAGGGCGCUGUGUUAUCAAGGUUCACACAUGUGGCUUUUAACAAGCAGAUACUGUAACAAGGCACAAGCCAUAUCAUGUACUUUUAGGAACCCUUAAAGGUGAUGAGAUGUUUUGGGUAUUGGUGAAGUCCUAUUGUUCUCUCCUUUCUCAUCAGCAAUGAUGGGGGAUACAAAUGUUUAUUCCCAGAACUUUUCCCAAUCCUAGUGAUAUGACUGUGCUGAUAUGCACCACAAUCCCUAUACAAAGUGAAGCCUGAGUAAUUGCUGGCUUCCUGGAAAGAAUGUGGAAAAAAACCUUGCUACAGCUUAGUUGUCCAGCCACUAUGACCAAAUUCCAUUUCCUGUCUCAGUGUGGUUCUGAUUUAAGACCCAGUAUGUCAGAGGUAAUCAUCUUAACAAAUUAUACCAAUAGCUAGUGAAAUGUACACAGAAAAUAAGGAAAUAAGUUCUUUUAUUAAGUAUUCGUAAGUCAGGAUGAACAAGAAUAGUAUUUAGACUAAUCCAGAUUUGCGUUCUAUGAAAAUCUAAAAUCUGGAUUGUUUUCCUUUUUUCUUGGUCUAAGGAACAAGUAUUGAUAAGGAAUAAUUUGAAUGUAAUUUUGUGAAUGUGUGUGGAAAAUACAAACCAGAGAUUCAGCCUGAACAAAAGUAAUCUUUCUGAAGGCUUGUUAAUCCCCCUUUGUCCUCUCUUAUCCUGUAUCUGCACUCUUAUUUUAAGAUGUCAUACUGUACACUGUAUUAUAAAAAUAAAAAGUAAAAUUAUAUUUAAAAUUUAAAAAGCCA
Molecule: messenger RNA, 5190 nt
Organism: Choloepus didactylus (southern two-toed sloth)
Lineage: Eukaryota; Metazoa; Chordata; Mammalia; Pilosa; Megalonychidae
Gene: PALS1
Product: membrane palmitoylated protein 5
Exons: 15
Coding region: 353-2380 (675 amino acids)
Biological process (GO): morphogenesis of an epithelial sheet; generation of neurons; establishment or maintenance of epithelial cell apical/basal polarity
Cellular component (GO): adherens junction; plasma membrane
Molecular function (GO): protein binding
Source: RefSeq, a predicted model, not a curated record